GAUUGGUGAGAUGCAAGCAGUUGCAGUCCUUCUUUGCGUCAUCAAUUUCAAAACCUACCGUCUCUCUCUUUCUCUGUGCGGCGUGGAGAGUUUCUACAUCGGAGCUAUUUUGAAACUCAACAUAAGGCUUUGGACACUGAUCCAGCUGGUGGUUUUGAGGCAGGCAAAGGACAUAGUUAUCUGUGUGAAGAUUUGUUGGUUUCUUUCAAUCUCCAUCCUUUUUGGUUUGGUUUGUGUCUAUUAAAACCAUGUCGGUGACGGCAGGUGUUAGUGAUACUAUUAUUGCCAUUAGGGAUAAGCUUAGAGGUAAAAUUGGGCAAACAAAGGUUAAAAGGUAUUGGCCUGGUAAGGCUCCUGAAUGGGCGGAUGAUGCUGAUGAAGAUGGGGAUAUCAGGAUGUCUAGGACAGUGGCCCUGGAGAGAGCCUUUCCUAAUCAGGAUGAUUCAGAUAUUGCAAGACGGGAUGAUCCUAGGUUGCGCCGUUUAGCUGAGAGUAGGAUAGACAACCGUGAAGAAGUAAGAGCUGAUCACAGGCGCAUCCGACAAGCUGAGAUUGUUUCAACAAAAGAAGAAGAAAAUAAAAGACAAGAAAAAUUAGAUUUAGAGGAAGAGGAUGAGGAUGCCUUGGAGGAAAAGAGGAGGAGAAUUAAGGAGAAGUUACUUCAGAGGCAGCAAGAAGAAGCUGCACUUCUUCCAGAAGAAGAAGAGGAGGAAGUAGAGGAAGAAGAGGAAGAGGAAUCCGAGUACGAGACUGACUCAGAAGAAGAACAGAUGGGUAUAGCAAUGGUGAAACCUGUUUUCGUUCCAAAGUCAGAAAGAGAUACCAUAACUGAGCGCGAGAGGCUUGAGGCAGAGGAGCGAGCCCUUGAGGAACUAGUGAAGAAGAGACUGGAGGAGAGAAAGGUGGAGACAAAGCAGAUAGUGGUUGAGGAGAUUCGGAAGGAUGAAGAAAUUCAGAAGAAUUUGGAAUUGGAGGCCAAUAUUGCGGAUGUAGAUACUGAUGAUGAACUAAAUGAGGCAGAGGAAUAUGAAGCAUGGAAGGCCAGAGAGAUUGCAAGGAUCAAGAGGGACAGGGAUGACCGGGAGGCAAUGUUGAAGGAGAAGGAAGAGAUUGAGAAGGUUAGAAACAUGACUGAGGAAGAGAGGAGGGAGUGGGAGAGGAAGAAUCCGAAAUCUGCUCCCCAUCCCAAGCAGAAAUGGAGGUUCAUGCAGAAGUACUACCAUAAAGGUGCUUUCUUCCAGUCAGAUCCAGAUGACUAUGCUGCAACUGCUGGGGCAGAUGGUAUCUACACUCGUGAUUUCUCUGCUCCGACUGGAGAAGAUAAGAUGGACAAGACCAUACUACCCAAAGUCAUGCAGGUGAAGCACUUUGGUCGCAGUGGGAGGACCAAAUGGACACAUCUUGUCAAUGAAGACACGACUGAUUGGAAUAAUCCAUGGACAUACAAUGAUCCUCUUCGAGCAAAGUACAAUGCAAAGAUGGCUGGAAUCAAUGCACCUAUAGCAAAACCCAAGGGGAGCAAGAAGCUAAAGGAUUGGGAGACGCGUUGAACUUCUUGGUGCUGUAAUAUAAGUUGUUUCAUUUUUCUUCGUUUUCUGAUAGGGUUACUGAUAGGGUUACCUCUUCUACUGGUCUUUAAUUUUCAAUACAUGUAUGCUUACAAAUAAUUUUCUGUUAUAGGCAUGCAGAAUUCCUGUUACUUGAUGAUGGGUUUAGGUAUAUCCACGUCUUUCAUUCUUGUGCUGACGAACAUUGUGGAAUUGUCUUCUCUGCAGCUCCUCUAUCACAAUUGAGUACAUUUUAGUUGUUGUUUGACUCAACCAAGAAGAAAUUGUGGGAUCUAUAUUAUUCCCUCCCAUUUUCACUUCAGGAUGUCAUCUCCAUUGUAAUAUUAGUUGCUAAAUUCAGGAUGAUUGAUAUUAGUUGCUAAAUUCUUGUUUAGUGAGGUCCUCUCAUCUCAUUCAAUAGGGCUAUAUUUGGUAAUCUUGAUUUUGUUUCCCAUAAUGUUUCCUUAGAUUUCAGAUUGUGCUGCCAGAAAAUGUUAAAAAGUAAUUAUUUUAAAAUUUGAGAAUUGAUAUGUAUAUAUUUAUCAACUAUUUCAGCUUUAGCUUUUGGUUAAAAAGUUUUUUGCAGUGAAAACCUCCAUGAAUUCCUUACCUAUUGAAGAACAAAACCUUUGUUUGUUUGUUGAUUAUAAACCUACAAUGAAAGAAAGCACACAUGUAAUGUUAUACUCUUAGCUCUAUUGGAGAAGGCCCUAGAUGAUAAUAGUCCUCCAAGAAAAUUUUGUAACCUUUAAUUGAAUCAAAAAUAAUGUUUCCAUUACUCAAUUUACAAUUUACUCUAAGUAAUGGUCUUGGCGAAAAAAUACUCCCUUAAAAACUCUGGUUUUGUAUAAAACGUGAUGAAUUGAUUUCAAAAGAUUAUUUUAUCAUUUCUUAAUAAAUUUAUUGUUUUUUAUUAUAUUUUCUCUUAUCUAAAUUUUAAUUAUAUCAUCUAUCUUAAUUUUAUUAGCAAUAUCAAUUUAUCAUAAAAAUGAAAAAAAAAAAAAAAAAAUUGAAGUUGUAACUACCAUUUUCUUAAAUGAUUUAACUUAUUAUACUAAAAAAAGACCAUCAUGGUGGGGUAUACAGUAGUGAAAUGGUAGGUUUCUUGGUACAAUUUCAAGAACUCCACAAGAGGUGGCUAGACACAUUUUAUUUGUAUAUUAAUAUUUGUAGUGAUGUCAUUAAGCUUCAGGUCUCCGAUUCUAUUUUGCGAGCAAUUCAAAUAUAUAUUAGUAUGAAAUAAUUUUCAUAAUUUAUUUAAAUAAAAAAAAAUGAAUUAAGUGAAAUUCAAUAAGAAAGAGUAUUAUGUUGAUUUAAUGAAAAAUAACCCAGUCUCGUAGGUAUUUUGCAAGAAUAUGUGAUAGUUCAGAAGAAUUGUCCAUUAAACAUACUUUAAAGAGUUAUUUACAAAUUCGAACUUAGAGUUUUUUAUUUUUUAUUUUUAUGACAAAUAGAGUGAUGAUGUUAAAAGAGACUUCAGCCGAGGUCAAAUCAUGGCAUGAAGGGUAAAGAAAAGGAAAGACGAGCGAUUGUUUGAUUUUGGGCCAAUGGGCCCAAAUUGAGAGUUCUAGAUCGGGCUCUGAAACGGAAGGCCUCCACACUGGGCCCUCGUUUACCCAUUACAAAUGGAUUAGUCGAUUGAUGUCCAGGUGCCCUCACUCCUCUCUCUCCUCUCUCCUCUCAUGGCGGAAGAGGAAGUAGAAACAAAAGUCAAUCUUCCUCGCUCAGAUCCCCAGCGGCAUCUACCUUUUGUGGAGGUUUGUUGCAAAAGUUCGGGAAACACCAGGCGAUUCGCCGCUGGUACGGAGGCAGGAUUUGCAUUGGGCUUGAUAAACAGGAAGCUUGAUAGUGGAAUUGGUAGUCCACCUGCUUUGCAUAUUGAAGCAGUUAAAGAAGGGGAGGAACCUGUUAGUUUUGGCCCUAAUUCGGUUCUUGUGGAUUACGGUGAUGGUUGGAAGUUGCAAACUGUUACUGAAAUACAAGCUCUUAGGAAAGACGAGCAGGUUCAAUCAUCAACAACAACAACACAUAUUUCAUCUGUUAAGGGUCUUGAUGGCUCACGUCCUAUGAAGAGUGAGUCACAACCAGUUAGCAGUUUUCUGUACAUUGGAAAGAUAUUGAUUGCUUUUAUUUUAAUGUUUGUGCUUGGUGCAAUUUUCACAUUGGCUCUUGAGAAUCUUCCUGGCCUAAUCUUGUUGAUUAACUCGUCAAUGUAAUAUUUGUUGUUGUAACGGUGCCGUUCUUUUAAAUUUUUUGCUUUUUUGUUGUUGUCCCGACUCUUGUUAAAUUUAUGAAGAUUUUAUGUAACAACCAAUGUUCUUUGCAA
Molecule: messenger RNA, 3873 nt
Organism: Cornus florida
Lineage: Eukaryota; Viridiplantae; Streptophyta; Magnoliopsida; Cornales; Cornaceae
Exons: 6
Coding region: 249-1550 (433 amino acids)
Biological process (GO): mRNA splicing, via spliceosome
Cellular component (GO): U2-type spliceosomal complex
Molecular function (GO): RNA binding
Source: RefSeq, a predicted model, not a curated record